Pristis pectinata (smalltooth sawfish) is the source of this 9796-nucleotide messenger RNA. It is a transcript of the gene flt1, whose product is annotated as fms related receptor tyrosine kinase 1. Gene Ontology annotation, molecular function: ATP binding; vascular endothelial growth factor receptor activity. The record is from RefSeq and is a predicted model, not a curated record. Gene Ontology annotation, cellular component: plasma membrane; signaling receptor complex. Gene Ontology annotation, biological process: vascular endothelial growth factor receptor signaling pathway; multicellular organism development; protein phosphorylation. NCBI's taxonomy places the organism in Eukaryota, Metazoa, Chordata, Chondrichthyes, Rhinopristiformes, Pristidae.
GCAGUUAUGGGUCAGAGAUUCUCGUCAGUCGGCGAGGAUGGCGAGAAUCCCUUUAAAUCUUUUGCUCUGCCACCUGGGUUUGUUUUGCUUUGUUUUUGCCGCCACCGAUCAGAAUGGAAUGUCUGUUUCAAGAGUCGAGUAUCAGGCAUGCGAACAACGUGCCCUGCCCGCUGGAGCUGGGAUCGCCUGACCUCCUCAGUCCUGAACUUAGUCUAAGAGCUAAGCAACAUGUCAUUAAAAUUAAUCAGACUCUACAUGUGACAUGCAGGGGAUCAUCACCAAUAUCAUGGUCCUGGCCAGACCAUGUAAUUAAUGCAACUGAAAGAAUAAGUAUAAUUAACUUUAAUAGUGGGGACCACAAGAGACCGUAUUGUAGUAACCUGACUUUGAGCAAAGUUCAGACUAAAGACACAGGCUACUUCUAUUGCAAUACCUCUUCUUCAAAUGCUCAACAAAGAAAGACUGCUGUCUAUAUAUUUGUUAAGGACAAACGUAGUCCAUUUGUCGAGCAAUACACAGACGUUCCCAAAGUUGUGUACAUGACUGAAGGACAAAGACUACUUAUUCCAUGUAGGAUCACAGCCCCAGACUUCACUGUCACUUUGAAAAUGAAUUCUUUUUCCUUUACCAUUGAUGGAAAGGAAGUCAUGUGGGACAGUAAACUAGGCUUUGUUAUUCCCAAACCCACUUACAAAUUUAUUGGCCUGCUAUCAUGUGAAACCACUGUGAAUGGAAAGACAUUUUCUUCACACUACUUAACACAUAGGAGAGUCAGCAGCAUCAAGAGUGUACAGCUGAAUGUGACCAGUCCAGUCAAGAUGCUGAGUGGAAGAUCGCUUGCUAUAAAGUGCACAGUGACCACAGAACUGAAUUCAAGAGUUGAGAUUUUCUGGGAUUUCCCUGGCAAAGGAAACAGAAGCAAUUCUAUAACAAAAAGAAUUGACCAGACAGAUCGUAUGAUAAAUACAUUCUACAGCAUCCUUGUUAUAGACAAAGUGCUCACAUCAGACAAAGGAAACUACAUAUGUCAAGUAAGAAGUGGAGAAACCAUGAAAAAAAGGAAAGUGACCGUCAAUGUUUAUGAAAAACCAUUUAUCAAUGCCAGAUGCCGGAAAUCAUGUGUUGCUGAAGUGCUUGCCGGUCAGGAGAUCUACCGUUUCCCACUAAAGGUCAAAGCAUUUCCACCUCCGAACGUUUUAUGGGUAAAGAACGGGCAGCCUAUUACUGAAAGGUCAAUUCGAUAUAACAUCACUGGUUAUGAACUGACUAUAAGAGAUGUUUCAGAAGAGGAUGUUGGUAGUUAUAGUAUUAUACUGGAACAUAAACAAUGGAGGCUUUUGAAAAACAUCACAUUCUUUCUCAAUGUAAAUGUAAAACCACAUAUAUGUGAAAAGGCACUGCCCACUCAGAACCUUGAUCUCUACCCACUGGGCAGCAAACAGACUCUGUCAUGCACUGCCUAUGGAAUCCCCAUUCCUAGAAUUCUGUGGGUAUGGCAACCUUGUGCCCAAAAUAGUUCAAAAGCACAAUGUGAAGCUUACGCAGAGACCAAAAGCAGCAUUGUUUCUCUGGAUAGACUUGGCAGCAGCAUCAACAUUAUUGGAAAUAAGAUUCAUGGCAUUAAUGAAAGAGUAGAGUUACUGCAAGGGAAAAAUAAGACUGUCAGUGUUCUGGUAGUAGCAGAAUCUAAUAUUUCUGGAACUUAUCAUUGUUUGGCUUCAAACAAAGUUGGAAAAGAUGUAAAAAGUAUUAAUUUUUAUAUUUCAGAUGUACGCAAUCAAUUUGGAUUUGAGAUUGGCAUACGACAUAAUGUGUCACCGACCGAAGGUGAUGACCUGACAUUUUACUGCCGAGCCAAUAAAUUUCUCUACUCAAACAUUGCUUGCCGUCUUCUGAGUAAGGACAAUCACACCUCAUAUAAUCUCAGCAGUCUAAGUGAAAUGACCACCAAAGAAUAUUCGAUUGCUCUGAACUUUACCAUCAAAAAUGUGUCUCAGGAUCAGUCUGGAACUUAUGAAUGUGCAGCCAGAAACAUUAUCACUCAGGAGGAGGCAGUUCAGAAGCAGGAGAUUUAUAUUAGGGCUCAGGAAGCUCCAUACUUGCUUCAAAACUUAAGUAACCAGGAUGUGAACAUCAGUAGUUCAAUUACGCUGGAAUGUCAGGCAGAAGGAAGGCCGAUGCCACAUAUCACAUGGUACAAAAACAAUCAGAGGUUACACAUGGAAUCAGGUAUUACUCUGGGACCAGGAAGCAGAAUGUUAAUUAUUGAAAGAGUCAAAGAAGAGGAUGAAGGCUUAUAUCAGUGCCAAGCGACAAACAGGAAAGGCUUUGUAGAGACUUCUGCUUACAUCACUGUUCGAGGGUCAACGGAGAAUUCAAAUAUGGAGCUGAUAACCUUGACAUGUACCUGUGUAGCUGCUGCACUUUUCUGGCUCCUCCUGACUCUCUUCAUUCGUAAACUCAAAAAGCCUAGAUCUGCAGAAAUAAAAACUGACUACCUGUCAAUCAUAAUGGAUCCAGAUGAAGUGCCACUCGAUGAGCAAUGUCUCCCUUAUGAUGACAAUAAAUGGGAAUUUCCUCGAGACAGACUGAAGCUAGGUAAAGCUCUUGGCCGUGGGGCUUUUGGGAAGGUGGUGGAAGCUUCUGCUUUUGGCAUCAAUAAAUCAGCCACGUGUAAAACUGUUGCCAUUAAAAUGCUGAAAGAGGGCGCCACAGCCAGUGAACAUAAAGCUUUAAUGUCAGAGCUAAAGAUCUUGAUUCAUAUUGGAAACCACCUAAAUGUGGUGAAUUUAUUGGGAGCAUGCACCAGACAUGGAGGUCCUUUGAUGGUGAUCGUUGAAUACUAAUAUGGAAACCUCUCCAACUAUCUUUCAGACCAAGAGGAUGCUCAUGCUCCCACCCAGUCUCCAAGCUUAAAAAUGAUGCAGAUCAAAUGCAAGGAAAAGAUCCCCAUGGAGGGGAAAAAGAGAAGGCUGGCAAGUGUUGCAAGCUCUGAGAGCUCCACCAGCUCUGGAUUUGAUGAAGAUAAAACUCUAAGUGAGGUUGAAGAGAGAGGAGGGGAUGCUGUUGACUUGUACAAACAACCAAUUACCAUGGAGGAUCUGAUCAGUUACAGUUUUCAGGUGGCCCGAGGCAUGGAAUUCUUAGCAUCAAGAAAGUGCAUCCAUCGAGAUCUGGCAGCAAGAAACAUCCUUUUAUCUGAGAACAAUGUAGUAAAGAUCUGUGACUUUGGACUUGCACGAGAUAUUUAUAAAGAUCCUGAUUAUGUACGAAAGGGAGAUGUAAGCAGGCUCCCUCUCAAAUGGAUGGCCCCGGAAUCUAUAUUUGACAAAGUUUACAAUACUCAAAGUGAUGUCUGGUCUUAUGGAGUUUUAUUGUGGGAGAUAUUUUCCUUAGGUGCAUCACCAUACCCAGGAGUCCAGAUCGAUGAGGAAUUUUGUCGAAGAUUAAAAGAGGGCACAAGGAUGCGAGCUCCUGACUAUUCAACCCCAGAAAUCUAUCAAAUAUUACUCGACUGCUGGCACAAUGAUCCCAAACAACGGCCCACUUUCACAAAGCUUGUGGAGAGACUUGGGGAUUUAUUACAAGCAAAUGUUCAGCAGGAUGGAAAGGACUACAUCCCCCUGAGAGACAUGCUCGUAUCAAAUAACUUUAACUUCUCAGUCCCAACUUCGCCAGACUCCUGCUUGGGAGAAGAAAUGGAGAAUUCAAAAUUUAAUUAUAAAUGUACAGGAAGCUGUGGAUAUAUUAACACUUGUAUGAACAAACAACCACAGGAUUUGGAGACAUUUGAAGAGUUACCACUUGAGCUUACAACAUUAACAGAUGAUUAUCAGACUGACAGUGGAAUGGUUUUGGCCUCAGAAGAAUUAAAAUGUCCAGUGCCGAUGGACAGCAAGCCAAUACAUCCGCAGUAUUUUGGUUUGAAGCCAACACGCAAAAGCAAAGAAUUGGGUUUAUCUGAAACUGUCAGUUGGAAGAGUACUUACAGCUCUGGUUACCAGUGUGGAGAGGAAGGCUACCGAGCAACUGCACGAGAGAGUUUCAGCUCUCUGAGUUCCUUAGAAUCAAAAAUGAGUUGCUGUAUACCACCACCAGACUAUAAUUCACUGGCUUUUUAUACCUCUCCACCAGUUUAAAGGGCUGUUUCACCAACACUCAAGGAAAAAAAAUCUGCGUCUACAUAUUCAAUGAUUUGCACUACAUCUCUAAGCAAACUUUGUUGUUAUUGCUGUUACCAAUAUCAAAACGUAAGUGUGCUACCCACUCCCAGUAAUCAGGUGGUAAGUGUGUCAUGAACAGAUGUAGAUACAUUAAGCUUUUAUAAACCAUCUUAUUAGGGAAAAUAUAGUCCUUAUUAAAGUGAGGGAAACACUCCUAGGGAUGGCAGUUCCACCUCAUAAACCCAUCAGUCCUGGGUCAGUUAUUGUACAACAGGUACAAUAACAACAUACACAUGUAUAGUUCAGAAAAGGGUUAGAGUUAUUAUCACACUAUCCCAGAUAAUGUUUAUGAGAGCAUUCAAGACUGCAUUAAAAUUUUCAAUCCAUGCACCAGACACUGACGAACCUUACCUGCAGCCAAUUUGUGGCAUGUUAAGCAGAGUUUGGAAUAUGCCUCGCAGUGGGCAGUAUGUUACUGCCCAGUAAAAUUUCAUUAAAGUGUCACCCUCAUUAUUAUUCAUGAUUUUCAGGUAAAUGUAAAAUACAGGUUCAUGUAAGUGCAUUCACGGCAUAUUAAUAAACCUGUUAUCAAUAUAAAGCUAAAAUACUCAUUCCAUAAUUGUUACUUCUUCAGAGCAGGAGUGUUACCAGGGACUGAAAGCUACUGUCAGUGCAACCUGCUGGAUUUAAUCCACACAGAUUAACAGAGAUAGGCAGCAAAAGGAUACUACUUUUGAUUCUGGUUUUAUUAAAAAGAAGAUGCUUAUUGGGAUUUAAUUCUCUCUGCCAUUUUGUACUUUAAACACAAGCUAUUGUGCUAAAAUAGAACAGACGGGAAGUGAGAUUCAUUAGGAUGCUAAAAUUAACUAUUAAAAGCAUUGAAUAGUUGUAUUCAUUUGAUAUACUGUGAGAAUUUUAGUGGUUCAGGUUUUUUUUAAAUCUCUGCAAUAGAAGAACUCUCCCGUCAGUAAAUUUCUUGUAUAGAAUUUUACCUAAAUCAUUUCUUUUUCUUAGGUAGCCUCUUGGGUUGGUGGAUGACUUGUUUCCACUCCAACUCUGUAGGUUCCAAGGUGGCUAAAGAAUACCAUAUGGGAUCCACAGUCUCAGCCAGAGACAGGGCAGGAGGUGCCUGAUAUGGCAGGUUGGUAGGUUGUUUGGGAGUUUCUGUGUUCCAUCUUCAUGCUUCCACUAAAGAGAUCUGGGGUACCCAGUUCCUACAUGGAUACCCAAAUUCUACUCUGAAUAGUCAUGGCCCAGGAAUUUCUAAAAGUUAAUGAGGAUAUUACAUUUUUUCAGAGCUUUGAGACUUUCCUUGAAGAGUUUGCUUUGUCAUCUUGGAAUUCCUGCGCCAUGACAGAGCUUGGAGUAGAGUGCUUGUUUCAGGAGUCUGGUGCCUGGCAUGCAUACUCUGUGCCCAGCAAAGUGAAGCUGGCUGAGCACAAUUAGAGCUUCAGCAGCAGGGAUAUUGGUCUGGAAGUGGAUGCUGACAUUGGUUUGCUUAUCCUACCAGUACAUUUGGAGGAUUUUAUGGAAGUAGCUUUGGUGCCUCUUGAGUGCUUUGAUGUGCCUGAUGUAGUCCAUAUCACCUGAGCAGGAAGGAGGGGAUCUCGUAUUUGAUAGACCAUGAACUUAGUACUCUGUUUCAAGUCUAAGUCUUUGAAUAAUUUUUUUCCUCAAGUGGCUAAAAGCUAUGCUGAUACUCUGAAAGUGCUCGUGAUUUUUGUCAUAAUUUUUGUCUAGGUUGAAAGAUGAUGCCUGGAAUAUGGGGAAUGAUUCAUAUUUUCCAGGAUCUUGCAAUGGAUCUUUAUUACAGGGGGAUGCCAGUGGUUGGAAGAGGAUUUUUGCCUUAUGGACGCUUUGUGUAAGGCCUGUUCCCUUGUAUAUUUCAGUGAACGAGCUGACAAUAAUUUGGAGCUCGGCUUCUGAGUAUGCAGAUGAGCAACCAUCACCUGCAAACUGUAGCUCAAUGAAUGAGGUUGGAGUGACCUUGGUUCUGGUGUGGUGGUGACAAAGGUUGAAGAAUUUCCCAUUUGUCCCAUAGGAAGCUUGUUGGAGUCGAGAUGCACUAUUGCAGCAAGGAGGAUAGAUAAAGGAUUGGGGUGACAUCACAGCCUGGAAUGGAAUUGAAUUUCUUUUUGGAGCCACAUUUGAGGAGGAUUCUCCAUAAUCCCUCUCAUCUGAAGGUGUCAAAGGCUUUUUCUUUGGGUGGGUGAGAAUGGUGUGGUGAUUGAUCCCACUCCCUGUGUUUUUAUUGGCGUUGUUACACCGUGAAGAUCAUAUUGUUUAUUCCACUUGAUGGACUGAAUUCAUUCUGUGACUCAAGGAUGAGCUCUUCAGCUGCUGGGUGGAGGUGAAUGAGCAUGAUCCUUACAAUGAUUUUCCCAGUAAACACAGCAGGGAGACCCCUUAGUGGCUACUGCAAUUGGAUUCGUCUCCUUUCUUGAAGAGGAUCACAAUUAAGUCAGCUCUCAGGCCCCUAGUGUGCAAUUCCAGAUAAGGGAGAGGGCCUGUGGAUUCCUGCCAGAAUUUGCUCUCUGCUAAGUUUUUGAAUUUCAGCAAAGAUAUCAUCUGCUCUAGGGGACUCACUGUUUUUCAACAUCUUCUUUCUUAUGGACUCACCAAGUUUUAGUUGAGGAUUUAUUCAGAGUGCUCCAUCUUUAAUAAGCUCUCAUUCAUUCUCCCAAAAGAAUAUGGUUAUCAGGCAAAUAGAAAACCAGAAAUCCUCACAUUUGAGUUUCUUUUAAAAUAAAAUUACAUACUCCUUCUAUCAAAUUUGGAAAUGUAGCUCCAAGAUAGUUUUGUUUGAGAUAAUUUUAUUAAAUACUUAGAGCACCUGCAGCUUAAUAAAUUAUAUCUUUUGGCAUAUUCCAUGUAUUCCCGCUAAAAGUAGAAUCUCAAAAUUCUAAUUUUCCUAAAGAACUUGUUCUGAUGGCUGAAAGAUAUAUUAAAACAAUGUAAAGAAAUAUAAAAAAUAUAAAACAAUUUUGUGUUUCUAUUUUAUCCUAUUUUAGCCAGCUACUUAGCUAGAGAGGGAGGAAAUAAGGAAAAACCAAUGCUUUAAGUUUUGUUCAGCUAUUUUACAUAAUAAGCCCAACCUAUAUAAUCCAAAAAUUAGUACUUAACAUUACAAUAUGUGCGCUGAGGAACCACAGGGCUGGUUGUUAUUUGCUGAGAAUCGCAAAUCCUAAUUUUCAUCCUCUAUUUAUAUUGCUUGAAUAAGACUCUACCACCAAUAGACACAUAUGAGUUUAUAACCGAUAAUUCCAGCUCUUCUACUGACCUUCUGGCUGCAACCGAAAGUUGCAACAUCUUAUUUCUGAUUAUUGCUUCCUUUUGUUCCUGCUAGCCACUUGGGUAUUUAAUGCAGGGCCGUCACUGUCAGCUGUCCAGCUGAUCAGGAAUGAGCGAAAUUCUGCUUUUACUUCCCCUAUCUGCUACAUCUUGGGCCAGAUGGUUCUCAGUCCCACUUGCAAGCCCCUCCCACCACAAACACACUGUUAUCCCCAUGGCUGCAGUGACUUCUUCUGCCUUCUUGGGUCCAAACAAACUCCAACCUUUGCUGGCAAAGCUGAGUGGUUCAUAAGCAGUUGCCUGGGGCUGGUCCAUAGGAGGUAGAUCCUGAGCUUCCCCUUCCUGGACUGCCCUCAUGGUCUAUUAAUAGUUGUCAGAAUGUCCUUGAUGAUCAAAAGAGAUUUAAAAGUGGACCAAAAUGAUUAAAAUAUUUGGAAAAAUAAAAAUUGUUAAAAACAUAAAAAUAAUAAAUUUACAUGAAAACAUGUUUAUGAUAUUAAUUCAUUAAAAUAUUUAACAAAAUAAUGAAAAUUAAAGAAAGCACUUGUGUGCACUUACCUUUUCACCCCAGGUCAGCAAUGCCAUUCAAAUUCAUCCACCUCAGUUCAAGAGGUGAGUCUAACAGUGGAACAGGAGGCUCAGGUGCACUGGCAUCUGAUCACCAACACAAUCCCCAACACCAUGUUGUAAUGUUGACUUGCGAAAGUCAAGAAUGCACAGAACUACAGAGGGAACCUUGCCAGCAACUCCCUAAAAAACCACAGACAAAACGUCAGUAUCUUUGGACUAUGAUGUGGAUGACAUGAUGUUACUCAGAUGACGUUUCUAAUAAUUUGUUACUUUUUACUGGGACUCUAAGGAAAAUUGAUAUUGAGCCUGCAUUGCUGUGGAAAGAGGAUUAAAGAGAAAGGAGUGGGCAGUUUCAGUUCCAUCAUUCCUGAUUAAGGUGCUUGCUAUUGCCAAGUGAUGGAGAGUUAUUUAAAACAAAACUCAAUCUGAAUUUAUGUACCCACUGAAAGAUCAAAUGAAAACAUAUAUUAUCAAAUUCUCAAAAAACAUAGUCCAACUGUUGAGGGAAUAUGGCAACAGUUUUUGCAGGAUUAUAGGAUAAGUAUCCCACUGAUGUUGGCUUGAAGAAUCCAGUGGCUAGUGAGAAGCUAAUAAUUGUAAUUCAGAAGAGAAUAAAGUCAUUUUUUGAGAUUGCAUUGUAAUGAAAGAUCUUUAAAUUCUUUGUGACUAAUAUCUUUAUUAGUCACGUGUUCAUCGAAACACACAGUGAAAUGCAUCUUUUGCGUAGAGUGUUCUGGGGGCAGCCCACAAGUGUCGCCACGCUUCCAGCGCCAACAUAGCAUGCCCACAACUUCCUAACCCGUACGUCUUUGGAAUGUGGAAGGAAACCAGAGCACCUGAAGGAAACUCACGCUGACACGGGCAGAAUGUACAAACUCCUUAGGCAGCUACAUAUAGAAAACAGAGUUCUCUUACGUGCAUAGAAUGUUUACCAUUUGAGCAUUUUGCUGUAGUCCUUAUUUAAAUGGAGAAUCAGAUUUUAGAUUGAGUGUAAUGUUUUCUGUUUUAUUUUUGAAAUUGAGUGAACUAAAGGGUUAGUUUGGAGUCAUAUACACUUUCCAACUACAAAAGUGUUUUGGUCUUUAUUGGAACGUGCUGCGCCACAAAACUGAAUAAAAGAAAAAAAAAAUUCCUUGUUGCACCUGAAAAUCUGUGCACAAAUCUUGGUGCCACAUGGAAAAUGCAGUAGAAGGAAACUCAUGUAGGCAUUAGGACAUGGUCAGUUUUAUGGCCAAAGAUUCAAUUGGUCGAUAAACUUGAUAGAGGAGUUCAAGGAAAGUUGGCCAUAUUGCUAUUAUGCAGAUAAUUCCUUAACAUGCAAAAUUCUGCAUUCCUUUAGCCACAUAACUAGUUUGCCUCUGGAUUACUGCUGUAUGUGGCUUUAAGUGCAGGGCAAAUUCCAGGUCAUCGUAUAGAUUCUGUGAGUGAGUUAAUUGUGUCAUUUUCAUGUUCAAGUAUAAUUUUUAAAAUAGCUGAACAUCCCUUGGUAGCUUGCACUGAAAAAUGAUGAUAAAUGCUUGUUAUAUCUCAGCAAGCUAGCUAUUCUAAAUCACAAUCCUAUAUGCUGUUAACCAAGGUCCCAUAUGAUGAGAACUCUGCCUGAAAUGAAUUCACUGGGUAGAUUUUUGGAACCUUUGCACAUUGCAAAUGGGCAUAAAUAAACAUGAGGUGAACUACUGCAACUCAUGGCUUGGGUGGUCUGUAUUUACGCUUGUGUGUAAUGCAUUAUUUUCAGAUUAGUACAUUAAACAGAACAGUGUAGGUACCUUUAU